Prorocentrum cordatum is the source of this 699-nucleotide messenger RNA. The record is from the annotation of a GenBank genome assembly. Lineage: Eukaryota; Dinophyceae; Prorocentrales; Prorocentraceae.
GAGUUCGGCUGGGUCAACCAGCCGCACAACACCAACUCCGACGUCGUGGUGACCACGAACCGGGUCUACCUGUUCAGCCGCAACAACUGGAAGUUCUUCGACGCCUACACCGGUUGCCUUUUCGUGUGCUGCUGGUGCAGCUGCUUCUGGAGGUUCCUCCAGGGCAGGAAGGGCCUCAGGAGACAGAGCGCGUUCCUGGACCUCGACAUGCUGCUGUCGUUCUGCACGGAGGUAGACAUCACGCAACCUGUGUGGGUCGACCGUAAGCGGUGGCCGUGCUGGAUUCCUUGUCUGGACACCUGCAUGAAGUGGUGUACGCUCUGCAUGACCUGCAAGGACGUCAAAGGUUGCCUGACCUUCAAGAAUUGCAAGUUGGGGGUCGAUUGCAACAAAGAGACGUGCAGCGUCACGCCGCAGCGGGCUGGCCCGAGGGCGCAGCUGUGGAUGAUGUGGCGCCACAGGUACAACCCAGCGCAGCGGGACCUGCAGCUGCAGAUCAGGCCCUACAUGCUGAAGGACCCCACCCUCGUGGCCGACGCGCUUUCGUCCUGCUUCAAGACCAAGAGGUUUGUCGAGGAGGUCGAGCUGAAGGAGGAGGGCGACAACGAGUCGCCAGACUACGAGAAGGUGGAGAUGCUGAGGAAAAUCAUGGGGAUUACCCAGGACAUUGCUGGCCGUGCCACGCCGUUCCCCUUCUGA